AUGAUCGCCACGGGCGGACUGCUCCGCAUGAACCGGCGCCAGGACUCCCUGCGCUCCAAGAACCGUGCUGAGAACAAGAAGAAGCGGAAAUCCAAGAAGAAGAAGAAGACCGACGUAGUGGUGGUGAAGGGCAAGCUUAACUUGUGCUCACCAGCCGGCCUGGUGGCGGCCGUCGGGCUGGUAGUCCUGAUGGUGGGCGUCUCCAUGGCUGUGCUGGGGUACUGGCCCAGCCAGAACCAGCACCAGUACCAAGAGCGCCGCCGAACAGGGGUUCACCAUGGCAGAAUGAGUUACUCCCAAAGCCUCAAUGUGUCCUCCAGCAUGGACCGAGAUCCCCCUCAGCUACUAAACCAGAGCCACUCCAACAUCAGCGACCUGGCUCCUUCUCCUGCCCGCUGUGGUUUCCUAUGUGACUUUCUGGACAACUACUUAUACUCGGACAACCUAAAAGUGUUUGGACCACUUGUGAUGGGCAUUGGGAUUUUCCUCUUCAUUUGCGCCAAUGCUGUCCUUCACGAGAACCGUGACAAGAAAACAAAAAUCAUCAACCUGAGAGAUAUCUACUCCACGGUCAUAGACCUACACAGCGUCCGUGCCAAGGAAUACUCACCUCUCAAUGGUUUGGUCAACUACACCCAGUCUAAGAGUGUGGAGGGUCCAUCAGGGGGUCAACCAGCAGGGCGAAGCUCCUGGCCCUCUUCCGCCGGACUGGGCAGCGACGAGGUGUUCCGGCGUCCGUCGCGUAGCUGGUCCAAGGAUGUCCAGACUUUCACAGACACUGUUUAUAGCAUCUACAAGGACUACAACAACGGUGGUGAGGAGGCUCCUCAGCCCCGACAGUGGGACCCCACCUCCAUUGUCACCUCCUCAGUAAACGCCUUCACCCUCCCGGUCAUCAAGCUGAAUAACUGCGAGGCAGAGGAAGACGUUGUCAUUGAAGCUGAGAACGACCAAGAGGAAGUGCAGGAUAACGAAGAGAAGACAAGCCCACCGUCUGAGGACAUACCUGCCGCCGAGCCGCUCAAUUUGUUCCUGCCGUCCCCGGUCGCCAGGGCAUUGGGUUCACGCCUGUCCCUCAACUCACUCACGGACCCGCCAAAGUCAGCGCGUCGGUGCAGCCUUUCAGUGACAACGUCCCACCAGAGUGAGAGGGGCAGGCGCUUCAGCUGCCCCCGCUUAGAGCGCACCAACAGUAAGGGCUACAUAAAACUCAGCGACCUGGGGGGUGAAUCCUUUGAGGCGCCGGACACGUCGUUAGGUGUGGAAGGCAAGCAGGAAGUGGUACCCACAGAUGCGGGCAAUGUGGAAGAGGAUGCUCAGGUACUGGAGGGACAAGUGUUGCCCAGCACAUCUACAGAAUCUUAA
Messenger RNA from Nerophis lumbriciformis (worm pipefish), 1365 nucleotides. The record is from RefSeq and is a predicted model, not a curated record. NCBI's taxonomy places the organism in Eukaryota, Metazoa, Chordata, Actinopteri, Syngnathiformes, Syngnathidae.